This is a messenger RNA of Gasterosteus aculeatus aculeatus (three-spined stickleback), 2301 nucleotides long. It is a transcript of the gene steap2, whose product is annotated as STEAP family member 2, metalloreductase. Gene Ontology annotation, cellular component: endosome; plasma membrane. NCBI's taxonomy places the organism in Eukaryota, Metazoa, Chordata, Actinopteri, Perciformes, Gasterosteidae. Gene Ontology annotation, biological process: copper ion import. Gene Ontology annotation, molecular function: cupric reductase (NADH) activity; ferric-chelate reductase (NADPH) activity. The record is from RefSeq and is a predicted model, not a curated record.
GGAUCCAGCCUUUGAAAUGAUGCAGUCUCUGGAGGGAUGCAGCCUCUGAAGGAUCCAGCCUUUGAAAUGAUGCAGUCUCUGCAGGGAUGCAGCCUCUGAAGGAUCCAGCCUUUGAAAGGAUGCAGCAUCUGGAGGAUGUACCCUGGGAGACACAAGGAACACAGAAACACCAGAAAAGGACUGACCAGGUGAACUCCUACAAAGUAGACCCCCAGAAGAAGUCUACGAUGGACUCCAUCUCUAUGAUGGGCGACAGCAGGAGCCCUUUGUUCCUCACAGCCUCGUCUUCGCACCAUCUCCAACACACACAGGCCUGUUUCCUACCCAACGGUACAAAGAGUCCUGUUGGAAACCCAGAGGCUGCCUGUCUACCCUCCCAGUCUACAGUGGCCAUCUUAGGCUCAGGGGACUUCUCCAAGUGCCUGACCAUCCGUCUGCUGCGCCGCGGCUUCCAUGUGGUGGUGGGCAGCCGCCAUCCCAAACUGGCGGCCCAGUCAUUUCCUCACGUGGUGGAUGUGACACACCAAGAAGACGCGGUGGGGAAGGCCAGGAUCGUGUUCCUGGCAAUCCGACGCGAGCACUACUCAGUCCUGUGGGACCUCAAGCAUCUUCUCAAGGGCAAGAUCCUGGUGGAUGUGAGUAACAACAGGAGGCCGAACCAGUACCCAGAGUCUAACGCUGAGUAUCUGGCUUCACUGCUGCCAGACUCCAUAGCGGUCAAAGGAUUCAACGUCAUCUCAGCCUGGGCAAUGCAGCAGAGCUGCCCCAAAGACGCCAGCACACAGGUGUUUAUCUGCAGUGACUCGCUGGAGGCUCGGCAGCAGAUUAUGGAAUUAGCCCGCCAGCUCAACUUCCUGCCGGUGGAUAUGGGCACCUUGUCUUCCUCGCGGGAUAUUGAGAACAUUCCCAUACAGUUAUUUCCUGGCUGGAAGGGCCCCGUCCUUGCUGCCGUAGCGCUCUCCAUCUUCUUUUUCGCCUACUCUUUUGUACGAGAUAUUAUCCACCCAUAUGUGAAAUACAAGCAGAGUGACUUUUACAAGAUCCCCUUAGAGAUGGUCAACCGGACACUGCCCACUGUAGCCAUCACUCUCUUGGCCCUGGUGUACCUGGCAGGCCAGCUGGCAGCCGCCCACCAGCUCUACUACGGAACCAAGUACAGGCAUUUCCCACACUGGCUGGAGGGCUGGCUGCAGAGCCGCAAACAGAUGGGUCUCCUCAGCUUCUUCCUGGCGGCUGUCCAUGUCGUCUACAGCCUCUGUCUGCCCAUGAGGAGAUCGGAGAGGUACCUGCUGCUCAUCACGGCCUACCAACAGGUCCAUGCUAAUGUUGAGAACGCGUGGAAUGAGGAGGAGGUGUGGCGGGUGGAAAUGUACGUUUCCUUUGGGAUCAUGAGUCUCGGGCUGCUGUCGCUCCUGGCCAUCACCUCCAUCCCCUCUGUCCACAGCACGCUGAACUGGAGGGAGUUCAGCUUUAUACAGUCCACACUAGGCUACGUGGCUCUGCUGAUCGCUACCUUCCACGGGCUGCUGUUCGGCUGGAAGCGGGCCUUUGAGGAGGAGGCCUACCGUUUCUACCUGCCCCCCAGCUUUGUGGUGGCCCUAGCCCUGCCGGUGUGUGUCAUACUGGGGAAGGUGCUGAUGCUGCUCCCCUGUGUGGCCCGCAAGCUCCACCAGAUCCGCCGGGGCCUGGAUAGCAGCCGGUACCGCUGCCGGCGCCUGGAGCCAGGGGGCUUGGCUGCCCACGUUUCCCCUGAGAGAGUCACCGUCAUGUGAUCAGACACUCACAUAUACUGUAUCGUUACUGAACCAAUGGUCCUAUUGUCUUACGUUGAUGCUGUGAACAGAAUUGGUGAAUUGUGUCCUUAUUAGCUGUUACUAUUAGUGGAACUACUGUGGCCAUGAAUUUGUCAAGUCAAGGAAAUGACCCAGAUGAUGUCGUAGCGAUGGCCAGAAGAAUGCAGACUACUGACGUAUUGCAAGAAGCCUUUGAAAGAUGUGUUUACAGGCAGGGACGCUUUCCACAGACUUUUCAACUUAAAAGCUUCUCCUGCGCAGAUUGAUGGUCAUUUUUCUUCUCAGUCGGUCUCUUGAGUUCCCUAAAGCCCUGGAUUGCAAUACUAAACGUCUGUAUUACACCUGUAAUUGUGCAGUAUUUCUGUGUUUUUAUUUUUACUGCUCACAACACAGAACGGGGAUAUACAGCAGCAUAGAAGCUGUACCUGCAGUCCCUCAUAUGUAUCCCCUCCUCCAGGCCUUCUGUAGACAAGGGCAAGACAUGUUCUGAGCCACUGUGUUGUGAAUA